GCGCCAAACUCGCUUCACGCGCUCCACCUACCGGCUCGAGCACAGGCCGGUCAGCGGUGACACUUUAAUGACUCGCGUGCGCGAGGCGGCGGCGGCGGCGGCAUCCAGAUCAAACAACAGCAGCAGCAGCACCGCCGCAUUACUGAACAGGUGUGGGUAGCUGACUCGCAGCCAUGUUGAAAUCGGGCGCCACCAAGGUGGGGCUGCCCAAGCCGGGACUCCAGGAGCGGUCCAAGCAGGCCUCCUUGGCCCCCUCGUCCUCCACCACCACCUCCACAGCCAUGAAGACCUCCAGAUCCUCCAACAUGCUGGCCUCAGACCAGCGCCUCAGCAGGCUGAAGAGAGCCAGCAGUGAUGAUGCCUUGACAAAGCCUGCACUGGGAGCUGCUGCCUCUGGCUCCAGGAUGAAGAAGACUGUGACCACAGGAGCCAUCUCAGAUCUGGCAGAGGGCCGCCCUCGCAGCCUGUCAGGUGCACAAGCAGCCAAGAAGUCUGGAAUCCCAGCUCCUAGAGAAAUCCCUUCUACCAUAACCAGAGACCGCAUCUCUCUGAGGGACCAGCUUCGGAGCUCUUCCACUAAGAAGAUGGUUUCCAGUGCCAGCACUUCCAGCCUCUCCACCCUGGCAAAGCAGACGCGUGGUUCAACAAAGUCCCGUGUAGAUGCAGAGGGCCAGGAAAAGGGGCUUCUGGAGUGCCAGGUGAAAGAGCUGCUGGCUGAAUCCAAGGCCAAAGACUUAGAGAUCAGCAAUCUCAGGAUGGAGUUGCAGCGCUGUAAAGGUAAAACCUCCAGUGUUCCCUCUUCACCCUCACCCAACUCUGUCGCCUGGCAGGAGCCUGCUGCUGAUCGAGAGCAGGGACAGGUGGCAGAGGCCCUUGUGCUGGUUGGAGAGCUGAGGGAGAAGAACGGGAAGUUUCAGAGAGAGCUGGCCGCGCUCAGGGAGGAGAACCAGGCACUGAAGGAAAAGCUACUUUCCUUGGAAGCCUCUCCUCUCUCGAGUUCAAAUAAAAGCCCCCCCUCAAAACCUUUGGUGAACGGCCUGCCGUCAGACUCCAACUCCUCAACUCAGCAACAGGACAGUCCUCCCUCUUCAGCCAGCCCUCUCAAAACCUCUGUCUCCUCCAGUUCGGAUUUCACCAAGGACUCACCAUCACCCGACUCCUCAGAGUUCGAGAAGAUCCCAUCACGCUCAGAAUCAGUGAGCAGCUGUGUGAGUGGGGACGCAGUUACAGCAGGAACAGUAACCAGUACAGGAGGGCAGGAUGUGUCAGUGCAGAGCCUGACAGAACAGAUUUACAAGAUGGAGGAGAGCCACCACAGCACAGCCGAGGAGCUGCAGGCCACUCUGCAGGAGCUGGCCGACCAGCAGCAGGUGGUGCAGGAGCUGACGGCUGAGAAUGAGCGUCUAGCUGAGGAGAAGCGCCUCCUGCAGACCUCGCUUCAACAGCAGAGAGAGCGCUUGGAGGUGCUGGCGCAGAAGAAUGAGGCGCUUGCUGGCCGGCUUCAGGAGCAAGCCCAAGCUCAGGCCCAGAGGGAGGAGGAGCUGGGGAACCAAGGGCCUCGGCUGGCCGAGCUGGAGCAGAGGUACACCGAGCUGGUUGAAAGUUCACGCUUUGAGCGGGAGAAGCUGGUGGACAUCCAGCAGCAGCUGACAGGCAGCCUGCGGGCUCUGGAGGAGGAACACCAGGAGGCCCAAGGCCAGGUGGACUGCCUCAGGGAGGAGAUGGACAGGCUGCAGGCCCAGCUGGACAGAGAGCUGGAGGCAGGAGGUCAGGCAGCGCAGGCCGCGGAGGAGCAGAGGGCGACAGCAGACUGUCUCAGACUGGAAAAUAGUAGGCUGAAAGCGCAGGUGGACAUUGAGAGGCAAAAGAUGGGUGAGCUGAAGGCCAUGCAGAGUGCCAGUGACAGCACUGAGGUGCAGAACUUGCUGAAGACGACCCACGCUGAGAGAGACAGGCUGGAGGUGGAGCUGACGGAGCUGAGACAGGAGCUGCUGCAGGCCCAGGCUGAGACUGAGCAUAUGCGAUCCACUAUGUCCAAGGUGGAGGCAAAAUGCCAACAGGUUCAGGAGCGGGCCGAGAGGAGGGAGCAGGAGCUCAGCAGCCGGGUAACUUCCCUGGAGGAAGCUGGGAUCCAUGCUGAGAACCAGGUGAAGGAGCUGAAGGAGACCAUUUUUGAACUGGAGGACCAGGUGGAGCAGCAGAGGGCCGUCAACUGCCACACCAACCAAGCCGUCCUGGACAUGGAGAAUCUUGUCAAAAAGCUGGAGGAGCAGAAAGGGGAAACAGACCGACAACUGAAAGUCUUUAGUAGACAGAUGAAGGAUGAAAAAGAAGAGUGGCGUCGGUUCCAGGCAGACCUCCAGACGGCAGUGGUGGUGGCCAACGACAUCAAGGUGGAGGCUCAGCAGGAGCUUCGUACACUCAGGAGGCAGCUGCAGGAGGAGCAGGAUCGCAGUGCAAAGCUUUCCACAGACCUCGAAGCCCUGCAGGGUGUCAGGUCCCAAGGUGACGAGGUGAGACUGUCCGACUUCGAUAACAACCGUCACUGGUGCGGCAUGUCCGUGAUCCCGACCACACCCACGGACGCCAGCGGAGAUGCCGACUCUGAGCCCGGAGCUACUGUCAAAUCCCUCAUUAAGUCCUUUGAUAAUGUUGGACAGAAUGGACCAGGCCAUACGGUUCAAAUGCACUCCUCGCAAAGAAGUCCGCUGAGUGGGAUCCCUGUACGCACUGCACCUGCUGCUGCUGUCUCCCCUAUACAGAGACACACAUACAUAAAGCCGCUAUCAAAGACGUUGGAAAAAAGAAUCAACCAUGGAGACUUCUCUCAUCACCAUGAUAAGUUGUCGGGCUGCAGUGAAGACCUGAAACCUACCAGCCUAAUGAGGAAGAGCCCUUCUCUGGAGUCUGUCAUCAAACCGCCCAUCUCCCUCAGCAGCCGCACAGCAUCCUUCAGCUACAACCGAGGAAACAGCAAGCUGAGUGUGGAAAGAAAGGACCCCUUGGCUGCACUGGCGCGGGAGUACGGAGGAUCUAAGAGAAACGCUCUACUGAAGUGGUGCCAGAAGAAAACAGAAGGCUAUCCGAAUAUUGAUGUGACCAACUUCAGCAGCAGUUGGAGUGACGGCUUAGCUUUCUGUGCCCUCUUGCACACCUAUCUCCCCGCUCACAUCCCUUACCAGGAACUCAUCAGUCAAGAUAAGGUCCGGAAUCUGACCCUGGCUUUCCAGGCCGCCGAGAGCAUCGGGAUCAAACCCUCUCUGGACAUGGAGGAGCUGAUGAAGACAGACAGGCCGGACUGGCAGAGCGUCAUGCAGUAUGUCUCUCAGAUCUACAAGUACUUUGAGACCUGACUGACGGGGAGCGAGGAGCUGGAGACCGAUGAGUUGGAGGCACUGCAGCACUUUUCUGUCAGCACUACAUUUACCUUCCAGGCAGACCGAACGCUGCCACCGUAACACUUCUCCUGCUUUGACACCAGUGACAUGACUGAGGACUUGGACGUCACGGCGCUGCUGUUAUCUCUUUUUUUAAUGGAGAUGCUGCAGUGAACACCGAGGCCCAAAUUUACAAAGACUGCAGUCAGGAAACACAUCACAUUGUUCAUUUUAAUGAACUUUCACGUGUCCAGUGAGCAUCUGAUUCACAGACAAAUGAAGUUAUGGUGCAAAAUACUUUUCAGGCUUCGGGGUUGUUGACAGCACAACUGAGAGAGGGAUUAAAAACUUAUUUGAUUAUUUUAAAUCCCUCUACACUGACUUUGAAAUAAUUGAUAGAAAUACAGAACUUUUGUCUCAAACUGGCUGUUAGUAGAAAAUAUAUUUUUUCUUUUUUUUUUUGCUUAUUAUUUGGGUUUGUGAAUCAAAUGCUCUCGUCUGGUUGUUUUCAACAUGUGCCAAAUCUUCUGCCAAGACACAACUUCUACAGACUAUCUAUGCAUGGUGAGAGUGUCAGCUUCUGUCUGAGUGCGCAGCUUGACGCCUCCUUUCACCCAACAACUUGCAGCCACGCGUGAAACCAAACUGAGCAAAUUUAUGUUGCUUCAAAGAAUCAAUCACUUCUCAUACUGUGUGCUUAUUGUUAACCCGCUGGAGUCGCACCUUGCAGAGCAGAGAGUAUUUUGAACUGACAGAUUUGAGUUGAACUUUUAUAUUUUCAACUUUUAAAGGUGCAGUUGGUAAGAUUUGGCCAGAUUUUAGUUUAAAGCAUCGUAGAAAAAUGAACUAAAAUGAUCAACAGUGUGUGAAGAAGUGACAGUGCUGAUGUAUAUGUAUUGUGUUGUAGCAAUAUCUACUAAUAUUAGCAUGCUAGCCACAGACUGUGCUGUCUUGUAAUAUCACUUGUGCCUCGAAAAGGCGGUAGUGAGUCACUGUAGCGGUACAGCAGUUAGCAUCUUUAAUUUACAACUUAAACAAAAAUGAAGAGCCACUCACUAACUGAGAUUCUGAGAUAAAGACAGUGUUGCAACGGUAAGUGUUUAGCUUCUUCCCACUUGCUCUAUGCAUAGAGAACAACAGCCGGCAGAGAAAAGUCAGAGGCAGCGAUGCCAGAGGAAGCAGAAGUGAGGCAGGGGAGUCGGGACCCAGGCUAGGCUAAGAGUAGUUUGCGUAAACCGGCUGCACAGAAUGCAGCGUUACAGUGAUAUCAAAGACCAGACUUACAUGAAAACAUCCCAAAUAGUUUAGCCGCAGAGCAUCCGCCUGUGACUCUUCUCUGUCGGACCUUUGCUCUCUGUGUCUCCACUGAGCGAGUAAUCUCAAAAAAGCCAGACUCUUCAGGGACCUGUCUAUUGCAACAGUUUCUUUAAGGCAGAAUUGAAAGUUCUCUAAACAUUUUGAAGACACUGCAAGAUUUAUUGUGUGUCUAACUGUAAUGUUUUCAUCGCUGCAUUUAGUGAAUCAUGUAUUGCACAAGGGGAAAUACUGUCCCCUGUUUUUGGAGAAUAUGGCCAGUCAUUACAAACUGCACCUUUAACUGUGUGCAUCCUUAAUAAUAGAAAUAGACAAACCUUAGCUGCCAUCUGUGAUGCAAUACUAAAACUGGUUUAACACUAAGAGAGUUGCUGAAUAGUUUUUCUAGACAUAUUUUUUAUGAAAUGAAAUCUCUAUAUGUGCAUUGUUCACAACAUGAAGGACUGGCUAAAUCAAACCAUCGUACCUAACCCUCCUGUGUUGUUUCAUCAAGACUCUAUGGUACUGCAGCUGCUUUGCAAAAUAUUCAUGUACAUAUUUGGCAUGCCAUGUUAAAUUAUGAAGCAGAGGAUGACUUUUACAUGUAAGAGUUGAGGCACAAUACUUUCUCUGUAGUAUGAUUUAGACAAGCCUCCAUUUGCAGAUGCCCUUGUGUUUUGGAAGAUAAAAGUGUUUAUUUAUUUAUUUACAAGACUUGCAUCCUGAAAAGUGAGAAUGUGGACAGAAGUGUGUGCAGUUUUCUAUUUACAGAUGUCACAUUUGGAGGCCUGUUGGAUGGAUAAUGCUCAAUAAAGGAUUGUCAAGUUUUAUAUUCAA
Centropristis striata (black sea bass) is the source of this 5507-nucleotide messenger RNA. RefSeq names its product sperm antigen with calponin homology and coiled-coil domains 1 (gene specc1). Gene Ontology annotation, molecular function: protein binding. The coding region runs from base 174 to 3353 and encodes 1059 amino acids. Gene Ontology annotation, cellular component: microtubule organizing center; filamentous actin. NCBI's taxonomy places the organism in Eukaryota, Metazoa, Chordata, Actinopteri, Perciformes, Serranidae. Gene Ontology annotation, biological process: actin cytoskeleton organization. The record is from RefSeq and is a predicted model, not a curated record. The transcript is spliced from 15 exons.